Messenger RNA from Chrysochloris asiatica (Cape golden mole), 861 nucleotides. RefSeq names its product bile salt sulfotransferase-like. Gene Ontology annotation, molecular function: sulfotransferase activity. Gene Ontology annotation, cellular component: cytoplasm. Lineage: Eukaryota; Metazoa; Chordata; Mammalia; Afrosoricida; Chrysochloridae. Gene Ontology annotation, biological process: sulfation. The transcript has 6 exons. The record is from RefSeq and is a predicted model, not a curated record. The coding region runs from base 1 to 861 and encodes 286 amino acids.
AUGGCUACUAAUUAUUUGCAUGUUGACGGCAUACUUUUCCCCAAAUAUGUACAAAGUACUGAAAACUUGAAGUUCUUGCGGGAUGAAUUUGUGGUGAGGGAUGGAGAUGUCAUUAACCUCACUUACCCAAAGUCAGGAUCACACUGGAUAAAGGAAAUCCUCAGUCUCAUCCACUCCAAGGGAGAUCCCAGCUGGGUCCAGUCCGUGGCUAUCUGGGAUCGCUCACCAUGGCUAGAAACAAAGGAAGGGUAUGAAAAUGUCAAGAUCCAGAAAGAUCCACGCAUGUACUCAUCACACCUCCCAAUUCAAUUCUUUCCCAGAUCAUUCUUCAAUUCCAAGGCAAAGGCUAUUUAUGUAAUGAGAAAUCCCAGAGAUAUUCUUAUUUCGAGUUUUUAUUUCAACAAAGCACUGACAUUUGCAAAAGAUCCAGAGUCAUUUGAGCAAUACUUUGAAUGGUUCAUCCAAGGAAAUGUAAUGUUUGGAUCAUGGUUUGACCAUAUUCAAGGCUGGCUGUCGAUGAAAGGAAAAGAGAAUUUCCUGAUCAUUUCAUAUGAAGAGCUGCAACAGGACACAAGGGCAAAUGUAGAGAGGAUCUGCCAGUUCUUGGACAAGAAGCUAAGCCCAGAAGAACUCAACUCAGUCCUGAAGAACAUAUCCUUCGAAGCCAUGAAAAAAAAUAGAAUGAGUAAUUUAUCCUUAGCGCCAAAUGACUUUAUAGAUCACAGCAAAGGGAAACUGAUGAGAAAAGGAGUCUCUGGGGACUGGAAAAAUCACUUCACGGUGGCGCAGAGUGAAAUCUUUGAUCAAAUAUUCCAAGAGAAGAUGGGGAGACUCCCUCAGGGGCUUUUCCCAUGGGAAUAA